Messenger RNA from Solea solea (common sole), 3424 nucleotides. RefSeq names its product tyrosine-protein kinase yes-like. Gene Ontology annotation, cellular component: extrinsic component of cytoplasmic side of plasma membrane. The coding region runs from base 625 to 2283 and encodes 552 amino acids. Gene Ontology annotation, molecular function: signaling receptor binding; non-membrane spanning protein tyrosine kinase activity; ATP binding. NCBI's taxonomy places the organism in Eukaryota, Metazoa, Chordata, Actinopteri, Pleuronectiformes, Soleidae. Gene Ontology annotation, biological process: innate immune response; cell surface receptor protein tyrosine kinase signaling pathway; protein phosphorylation. The record is from RefSeq and is a predicted model, not a curated record. The transcript is spliced from 12 exons.
CUCUCCCAAUGACAUGAUCCUCCUUUGUCUUCUUUUCUUUAUUCAGCGUCUUCCUCUUCUCUCUGCGUGUCUUAUUCCUCUGCCUCGUCUGCCUGCUGCUCUCAGAUCAGCUGUAGUGGACGGAUCUCCAGCUGUGUGGCUCCAGUCCUGCAGGCAGGCGGGCGGGCAGGCAGGCAGGGUCGGCCAUGUUGUUGCGUGGGGGUUGAUGCAAGUUUAGUAGUGAGGAGGAAGUCGAGGCUCCACGGAGGUUGAAGGAAGACUUCAGGUUCCCCACUUUCCCCCCCCCCACCCUCACACUGGUGUCGUCAUGCAGCUGCAGGGUUCAUCCUCUGUGACCUGUGACCACGAGCGACUCCUGCAGCAGCAGCAGCUCGUGCUGCAUCCGGCAACACUGUAACACUGAUGUUCCACUGGAGGAGCCGCUUUGAUUGUAACUUCAGCUCUGAAAAUCUCACCACUGGAUGGAGGAAGGAGUGAGGAUGCAGGAGGCGCAGUUCCGGCUGGAAUAGCUCGGAUUUGAUUGACUUUAUUUCUGAUUUUUAAAGGGGGUAAAAAAGGGGGUGGGGGGGGGAGAGAGGACGCAGCGGAGGAGAGGACGCAGACUUGUGAAGGACGGGCGAGACGAUGGGCUGCAUUAAGAGCAAAGAGGACAAAGGACCAACAAUGAAAUAUCAGCCGGAGAAUUCUCUGGCGUCAGACCCCAACGCCGCCGCCGCCACACCUCACAUCGGUCACUACGGGCCGGAUCCUACCCAGCUGCAGCAGAAUCAGCCUCCCUCAUCCACUGCUGGCUCUGCAGCUGCAAACUUUAACCACUCCCUCACGCCGUUUGGUGGCUCGUCGUUGGCUAUGACGCCCUUUGGAGGGAUGUCCUCCUCCUUCUCUGGUCCUGUGUCCAACUCCUUCUCUGGGGCUGUCUCAAGUGGCGUUACGUUCUUCGUGGCCUUGUAUGACUAUGAAGCCAGGACGUCAGACGAUCUCACUUUUAAAAAGGGAGACCGCUUCCAGAUCAUCAACAACACAGAAGGAGACUGGUGGGAAGCUCGCUCCAUCAACACCGGGAAGACGGGCUACAUCCCGAGCAAUUACGUGGCUCCUGCUGACUCCAUCCAGGCUGAAGAGUGGUAUUUUGGUAAAAUGGGCCGCAAAGACGCAGAGAGGUUGCUGCUGAUCACGGGGAACCAUCGGGGAACGUACUUGGUGCGAGAGAGUGAAACUACAAAAGGUGCUUACUCCCUGUCCAUACGAGACUGGGACGAAGUUAAAGGAGACAACGUCAAACACUACAAGAUCCGCAAGCUUGACAGCGGCGGUUACUACAUCACCACGCGCGCACAGUUUGACACGUUACAGAAGCUUGUCAAACACUACACAGAGCACGCUGACGGGCUUUGCCACAGGCUGACCACGGUUUGCCCCACGGUCAAGCCACAGACGCAGGGCCUCGCUAAAGACGCCUGGGAGAUUCCUCGGGAGUCCCUGAGGCUGGAGGUCAAACUGGGCCAGGGCUGCUUCGGCGAGGUCUGGAUGGGCACGUGGAACGGCACCACUAAGGUGGCUAUAAAGACGCUGAAGCCGGGAACCAUGUCGCCCGAGGCUUUCCUCCAAGAGGCUCAGAUCAUGAAGAAGCUCAGACACGACAAGCUGGUGCCUCUGUACGCGGUGGUGUCCAAGGAGCCCAUCUACAUCGUCACGGAGUACAUGUCCAAAGGAAGCUUGCUUGACUUCCUCAAAGAGGGUGACGGCAAAUUCCUGAAGCUCGUCAUGCUGGUGGACAUGGCUGCAAAGAUCGCUGACGGCAUGGCUUUCAUCGAGAGGAUGAACUACAUCCACCGGGACCUGCGCGCCGCCAACAUUCUUGUGGGGGAAAACCUGGCGUGCAAGAUUGCUGACUUCGGUCUGGCCAGGUUGAUAGAGGAUAACGAGUACACAGCCAGGCAAGGAGCUAAAUUUCCUAUUAAAUGGACGGCACCUGAGGCCGCACUGUACGGCCGCUUCACCAUCAAGUCAGAUGUCUGGUCCUUCGGCAUCUUACUCACCGAGCUUGUCACCAAAGGCAGAGUUCCCUACCCGGGUAUGGUGAACCGCGAGGUGCUGGAGCAGGUGGAGCGAGGGUACCGCAUGCCCUGCCCCCAAGGAUGCCCCGAGUCGCUGCAUGAGAUGAUGAUGGUCUGCUGGAAGAAGGAGCCGGACGAGAGGCCCACCUUCGAGUACCUGCAGUCUUUUCUGGAAGACUAUUUCACCGCCACAGAGCCACAAUAUCAGCCCGGAGAAAACCUAUAGCCUGUCACUCUGCAGUGUGGAGGAGCUAAUAAUGUGUGACUCUGUUAGAAGUCGACUGGAAAGUGGGAUGAUCGGUCGCAUGAACCACUACGUGCUCUACCUUUUCCUUAUUUUUAUUUUUGAGUUUUUAUUAUCCUGUCCUUGUUUUUCGUGUCAAUCCAUGGUACGACACAAGUCUUUAGUGUGGAUUUAUUCAUCGUGUACAGAAUGUGGACGUGGAUUUCGGCUGUGGGCACAUGGACACCGUGUUAUGUUGCUGUGAAAGAAGCUGUGAUGAUGCCUCACUACAGAGGGGGCAAUAAAAGAAGAACGAGAGCAGAGAGCUGUUUGUUUAACGUGGGGAUCUGUCACUUUAAUUUUCCUCCAAAUGAUCAAGUCUUUGUGAGAAAGAAGAUGGAGAUAAACGAAUAGGAGACAGGGUUUAUCAUUAUCGCAGUCCGUUUGAUAGUGAUGAUCUCACUUCAACAUUUCAUCAGUUACAGUGCAAUUUACAUCCGUCUUAAAUUGGGGGAUUAGAGGAUGAGCGUCACUUCGUAGUUUGUUUUCUAAUGUUUCUAAGAAUUUAUUCAUAUUAUAUGGACCUGUAUCUACAGCUUCAUUUGAGGUUUGUCACCCAUCGCCUGGUCACGUCUGCUAGAAAUGUCUGUCUUAUAAUCUCAAGUGUGGUUUGUAUAAAUGUGUCACCAGGUUUUUUGCAGCAGUUAAUAAAACAGUGAUGGAACUCAUGGACUCGUCCUGCAGAGCUGAGAGGUCGGACGCUGUCUGCUGGCUUCUGAAGACAUUGAAUGAUAAUAACAGCCUCCAAAGCUGGAAACAAACAUCUUAUUUUCUACAAUGUGACUGUUGAAGACUCUGAACUAAACUAAACUCUGCAAAAACUAUUUGUAUGCCUGUGAUUACCUUUUUUUUGUUUUUAUUACAGUGCAUUGUGUUCCUGUAUUUACUCAUGUGGACAGUGUUAAACUGGAGCAUUGACAACUUAGCUUGUAUAAAAGGGCUUUGUACAUUAUCAAAUCCUCAUUUUAUAUAAUUAUUAUUAUUAUUAUUACAACAAUCUUGACAUGAUGGUGUUACAUUAGUGAGGGAGAGAGUGGGUGAAGACUGAUCUGGAGAAUUUGUACAAUAAAAAAAACAUAUCCUA